Messenger RNA from Vanrija pseudolonga, 1536 nucleotides. RefSeq names its product MFS transporter fmqE. Gene Ontology annotation, biological process: transmembrane transport; carbohydrate transport. Gene Ontology annotation, cellular component: membrane. Bases 1 to 1536 code for a protein of 511 amino acids. The record is from RefSeq and is a predicted model, not a curated record. Gene Ontology annotation, molecular function: carbohydrate:proton symporter activity. The transcript has 9 exons. NCBI's taxonomy places the organism in Eukaryota, Fungi, Basidiomycota, Tremellomycetes, Trichosporonales, Trichosporonaceae.
AUGUCCCUCGCUCCUGCCGUCAAACCGUCCGCUGACGACGCUGGCGAUUACAAGGACUCGCCUCAGCUUCUGGAUGAGCAAGCCCCUGGAAGCAACUCUGACACCGACACGAAGGUUAUUGCCAGCGAGUUUCUUCACCUCUCCCGUUGGCAAACUACCAAGACAUUCUGGCGGGCCACCCUCUGCUGUUUCUUUGGCGGCGUGUGCGUGUUGAUGGAGGGUUACCAGGGUUCGAUCACCGGUAGCAUCGUUAGCAACGUCGGGUUCAUCGACCAGUUUGGAACCUACAACCCGGCUACCGGCAAGAAGUCUCUCGCCGCCGAGUACGUUUCUGCGUGGGGCGGUACGGGUGUGCUUGCGGAGCAGUUUGUCACCACCAUGGCCGGUUGGCUGGGUGCCAAGAUGGUUGCUGGACUUGCCGGAGGCAUGGGUCAGGCAACGUCUCUCCUGUACAUCUCCGAGGUCGCUCCUGUUCAGAACCGUGGUGCACUGCUCUGCUGCUACGGCCUGUUCCUUGCCCUCGGACAACUCUCCUCGGCUAUCGCUCUCGAAGUGGUCAAUGUCACCAACCCGCACCACUGGAGACUUGCCAUCUACUCUGAAUGGGUUCUCGUCGGUCUCUUCCUCGUCUGCCUCCCGUUCAUCGUCGAGUCACCAUGGUACUAUGCGCGCAAGGGCCUCGAGGACCAGGCCAAGGCUGCACUGAAGAAGCUCAAUGGUAGUGUAGACGGCUACAACGUUGAGCACGAGUACCUGGUCAUGGCGACAGAGCUGGAGCAUGAGCAGGCACAGCGUCGCAACAUAGCGGCAUCGACGUACAGGGAAAUCUUCAUGGGCACCAACUUUAAGCGAACCAUGGCGAGCUUCUUUGGCGUCAUCAUGCUCCAGUGGUCGGGCGCGUCGGUGGUCUUUUCGUACGCUACUUACUUUUUGCAGCAAGCUGGUAUCAAGCAGCCGUUCCAGGCAACGUGCAUUGUCUACUCUCUCCUUGUCGCCAUGGUCAUUGUCUCGUUCUACACCACGGAAAAGUUUGGUCGCCGUACCCUCAUCUUUACCGGCGGCACUGGCUGCUUUGUGUGCAAUAUCAUUCUCGGGGCCCUCGGCACACAGGAACGGACCGAUACCAACCUGAAUGCGACGUUGGCCGUCAUCUGCAUAUGGGUGCUGUUCUACGCCGGCUGCCUUGCGGGUGUUGGCUGGGGCCUGACAUCGGAAAUCUCGACGCCCCGACUCCGCGCCCGUACCACGGGCGUCGUCAUCAGCAUGUCCAUGUGUUUCAGUCUCAUGUUUGGUUACACGGUCCCUCUCAUGCUGGCCUCGACUGGCAAGGGUGCCCGUGGCUGGGGCGUCAAGACCAUGUUCCUGUUUGCCUGUCUCGGCGGUAUCGGCCUGGUCGUCAACUUUUUCAUCCUCCCAGAGGUUGGCGGCCGCACGUUCAGCGAGGUCGACGAAAUGUACGAAAGCCGUGUCCCGCCGCGAAAGAUGAAGGGGUAUGUUGCGGCGGCCAAGAAGGCGGGCAAGGGGGAGGGGGCUUAG